Messenger RNA from Hibiscus syriacus, 1323 nucleotides. RefSeq lists its product as uncharacterized. Lineage: Eukaryota; Viridiplantae; Streptophyta; Magnoliopsida; Malvales; Malvaceae. The record is from RefSeq and is a predicted model, not a curated record. The transcript has 2 exons. Bases 81 to 1322 code for a protein of 413 amino acids.
AGCAUCUCUCUAGUUGGCUCACUUACCAACUGUUUUCGGCUUCAUCAGAGCUUCUGAUAUAUAUAAAAAAAACCGAGGAAAUGGCUGGCCCUAGCCACCAAAGAAAACCAAGCACGGGAACUUUCCGAAACCAGAAGAAGCGUCCUCAGCAGAACGACAAGCCGCCGCCUUGGGCUGUUGUCAAAGGCCUUUUCUUCGGCAAAAAUCCCCACCAUCAACAAGAGCGCGACCAGCAGCAGCAGCAAAAGCAACAGGUGAUGGAAGAAAGUGGGAAGAAAUGCAAGAAAAUGAAGUGUUCGGGUUCAUUAUGUAGCAACACAAAGGUGAUGCAAAAGCCAGAAGCACCUUCCCCUGAACUCCAUAAGAAAAAGACAUCAUCAUCGUCAUCACUUGAAGCUUCUUCCAGCAGAUCCAUGAAAGCUCCUCUGCAAGAACUCAAUGGAGUAGUUUCACUUUCAUCCACCAAUUCUUCUCUUUCUUUAUCUUCAGCACCCGCAUCGGCCUCCUCCGUCGGUGGGUCUUUCAGAGGAAUGCCAUUCAGGAGAUUCUCCGGCUGUUACGAGUGUCGAAUGGUGGUAGAUCCAGUCCUCGGAAUGGCCAAAGAUCCUUCCUUGAGGACUUCCAUUUGCACCUGCCCUCAGUGUGGUGAGAUUUUCAUGAAAGCUGAACAUUUGGAACUUCAUCAAGCUGUUAGACAUGCAGUAUCCGAACUGGGUCCUGAGGACACCAGCAAGAACAUAGUGGAAAUCAUAUUCCAGUCAAGCUGGUUAAAGAAACAAACACCCGUAUGCAAAAUAGACCGUAUCCUUAAAGUCCACAACGCCACAAGAACCAUCUCCAAAUUCGAAGAAUACCGAGACUCCAUCAAAUCAAAAGCCACCAAGCUCCCCAAAAAGCACCCACGCUGCAUAGCCGACGGCAACGAGCUCCUCAGGUUCCACUGCACCACUUUUGCAUGUUCACUCGGCCUCAACGGCUCCUCCAACUUGUGCAACUCCAUCCCAAACUGCAAUGUGUGUAGCAUUAUAAAGAAUGGUUUCAAGGUGGUGCAAGAACUCAACGGAAAAGGAAUCCUCACGACGGCAACCAGUGGCAAAGCUCAUGACAUGGCGGCCGGAGUUGAAGACGGGAAUGAAAAGAGGGCAAUGCUUGUUUGUAGGGUGAUCGCCGGGAGAGUUCAGAAGAGCACGGAAGGUGGUAACUCGGAGGAUUAUGACUCAGUGGGGGGUGAUGUUGGGGUUUACUCCAAUUUAGAUGAGCUGUAUGUGUUUAAUCAUAAGGCCAUUUUUCCCUGUUUUGUUGUUAUCUAUAGAGGGUUUUGAU